Molecule: messenger RNA, 993 nt
Organism: Suillus fuscotomentosus
Lineage: Eukaryota; Fungi; Basidiomycota; Agaricomycetes; Boletales; Suillaceae
Product: DUF292-domain-containing protein
Exons: 8
Coding region: 129-920 (263 amino acids)
Biological process (GO): protein transport
Source: RefSeq, a predicted model, not a curated record
AGUUGCAACUACUGCAAUCACUUGACCCGUUUCUGUUUGGUCUUGUAUCAGGCCUCGUUGCCUAGCCAAAUAUAGGUUCGCCGUGUAAGGGGAGAAGGAUCGUGUGCUGUGUCGUCCUACAAUCCACAAUGCCUCCGUCAACGUGGAAUACGGCUAAGGCGAAGGUGCAACUUCGACUCUCCGUUCAACGGCUUCGCAUAGCGCAGCAGAAGAAUGAGGCACACGCUAAAGGCUCUCGCAGGGACAUAGCCCUUCUCCUGGAGAAGGGCAAAACGGAGAGCGCACGAGUCAAAGUAGAAGCUGUCAUCAACGAAGAUGUGAACCUUGAGUUAUACGAGCUUCUUGAACUUUACUGCGAGUUGCUCAUCGCCCGCUUCGGCCUUCUUGACCAAAAUACUCGAGACCCUGAUCCCGGAAUCAGCGAAGGUGUAUGUAGCAUCAUACACGCAGCUCCGAGAACGGAAGUGAAAGAAUUACUGAUCCUGCGCGACAUGCUGAUGCACAAGUAUGGGCGCGACUUCUCCGUAGCUGCGAUGGAAAAUCGAAGUGGCUGUGUGAGUGAACGUAUAAUGAGGAAACUCGUCAUAGAAACACCCUCGGAAGAGUUGGUUGACGGGUAUCUCGGCGAGAUCGCCAAAGCGUACAGUGUCAAGUGGGCUUCUCCUUCAUCAAUCACUGCUGCGGCACAAGGGAGCAACCCGAAGGAUGGCGCAACAGGCAGCGACACACUGGAGUCGCUUCCGUUGUACUCCCAGGAAAUUUCUAAUAAGUUGCCGGAUAUUCUUCUGACUGAAGACGAAACCGAGAAACCGGAGGUAUCAGCCGGAGGAAAAUCCAACCAAACGGAGUUCUCGAAAGAGGAAGCUGAGGAUGAGUUCGCCGUUCUGGCACGACGCUUUGAGGAAUUAAAGAAGCGUUGACUAGGUGUAGUGUACACUCCUCUGAUGCGGCUUAUCUGCUUUUGUGUAUAUCCGAACCCUCAGUGAUUCUCCG